Molecule: messenger RNA, 1787 nt
Organism: Camellia sinensis
Lineage: Eukaryota; Viridiplantae; Streptophyta; Magnoliopsida; Ericales; Theaceae
Source: RefSeq, a predicted model, not a curated record
AGAGAGAGAGAGAGAGAGAACUUCAUUCCACCUAAUUCUUCAUCUGUGUAUCCUUAAUUUGAGACAGCACAAAUUGCAGGACAAAGAAAGAAAAUUGUCUUUGCUUCCAAGGUAUAGUCAUGAUCCCCUCACUAACACUUCUCUUGUGGAACACAACAAUACUGUUCCCAACAUAGCCGGAAAAGAACUUAGAUCUCCAUAUAUGUAUGUUCUGUUCAAGAAAAUAAAGAAAAAUUGAAUUGUGGCUGUUGAUGAUCACUCAAAAACUAUGGACACCCAUGACCAAAACUUCAGAUUUAAAAAAGCUUUUUUGGUCGCAGUUGCUGUGCUUUUCACCCAAAAUUUGAGCUACACUGUUUCUGGGGUCUACGGAGAUCAAAAUCUGGAAUUAAUGGUGGGGACUUCAGACCAUGGGAUAUGUGGAUUUGGUAAAACGGAAGAUAAUGCUGAUGAUGCGUGGGUUAUGGUAGAGAAGAAGGGGAACCAGUUUGUCGUAAAUGAGAAACAAUUCUAUGUGAAUGGAUUCAACACAUACUGGUUGAUGGUAUUUGGUGCAGAUCAAUCAACAAGAGGAAAAGUGAGUGAGGUGUUUCAGCAAGCAUCUUCUGUGGGUCUAACAGUUUGCCGUACUUGGGCUUUCAACGAUGGCCAAUGGCGAGCUCUUCAAAUUUCACCCUCUGUCUAUGAUGAAAAUGUUUUUAAGGCCUUGGAUUUUGUAGUCAGUGAAGCAAGGAAGUACAAGAUCAGACUCAUAUUAUCAUUAACCAACAACUGGGAUGCAUUUGGUGGCAAAGCACAAUACGUGAAAUGGGGUAAAGCUGCUGGCUUGAAUUUGACUUCAGAUGAUGACUUCUUCACUCAUCCAACUCUCAAAACCUACUACAAGGCCCAUGUCAAGAUAGUGUUGAAUAGAGUGAAUACAAUCCGCAACAUUACUUACAAGGAUGAUCCGACAAUUUUCGCCUGGGAACUAAUGAAUGAACCGCGGUGUGUCUCAGAUCCUUCUGGGAAUAAACUGCAGGAAUGGAUAGAAGAAAUGGCAGUGUAUGUGAAGAGCAUUGAUCCAAACCACUUAGUUGGGAUUGGGUUGGAAGGAUUUUAUGGUCCCUCAACACCUAACAAGGUUCAAUUCAACCCAAAUACAUUUGCUCAAGAAGUUGGAACUGACUUUAUCAGGAACCAUCAAGUUCUUGGUGUUGAUUUUGCUUCUGUUCAUAUUUAUCCAGACUCUUGGAUUUCAGAAUCGAUUUCGAAUGCUCAUAUCCCAUUUGUCGAGUCAUGGAUGCAAGCCCACAUUGAAGAUGCUGAGAAUUUCCUCAGAAUGCCAGUGCUGUUUGCCGAGUUUGGUGUAUCUGCAAAUGACCCUGGCUACAAUUCGUCUUUCCGGAACACCCUUGUCAGUACAGUGUACAAAAUAUUAUUGGAUUCUGCUAAGAAAGGAGGGAGUGGAGGUGGAAGCCUUCUGUGGCAGCUGUUUCCUGAUGGAACAGACUACAUGGAUGAUGGGUAUGCAAUUGUUCUUUCAAAGUCUCUUUCAACAGCAACCAUGAUAUCUAUUCAGUCCAAGAGGCUAGAGGCCUUGAACUCCUUUUGUACUUGGAAAUGUCAUUGGGGUUGCAAGAAGAAACAUCCUUUGGAGACUGUCCUCUACCAUGAUGAGCUUUAAAAAUGUAGAGAAUUAUAAAAAGAAACAACUUCCACUUAAUAUAUAUGUAUAUAUGUCAAUGUGUGUGUUUUAAAAUAAGCUAUUGAGCAAUGAAAGAAGGAAGUUAUUGUUGCUGCUUAAA